AUGCAAUUUGGUGACAGCUGCUUGGACACCGUCGAGGUCUUUCCGUAUCUCCGGGAACCCGUCAUCGAGAACUCAACACUGGCGGCGUACACUUGGUGCCAGCACAGCAACCGCAGUGCCACGCCCAUUUAUAGUGCCGGGAGGCUGUUGGGACUGCGUUUGAGUUUUCAAAAACCACCAGCAAAGUCCGACAACUGGCAGCUGAAUCUCACGGCGAGCUAUCGAUUCCUUAAGCAAGAACUCUUCAGGACUGAAGGUCGCCUGGUGCCGCACAGUUUCUGCGAUUAUUACUUCUUUGCCAGCACUUCGCUAGAUGGCAAUCUGGGCCAGGGAUACUUUCAUUCGCCUCGAUUUCCGGCCCACUAUCCGGCGCACAUCAAGUGCGCCUACAAGUUCAUAGGACGACCCGACAGUCGAGUGGAGUUGCUCUUCGAGGAGCUGCAGUUGCCACCGGUGGCACAUGGCGGCUGUCAACUGGAUGCAGUCACGAUUUUCGAUGCGGAAUCUGCGCAUAUGAAUGCGGUGAUCGAUGUCCUGUGCAGUCCGUGUCCCACACGUCGCAUCCUCAGCAGCGGUCCUGAUCUGCUGCUGGAAUUUAAUGCCAGCUCCAAUCGCACCGCCAAAGGAUUUCGUGGUAAAUACAAAUUUGUAGCCAGUGAGCUGAAGCAAGUGGCGCCUAUUUUGGAGGCAGCCAGUGUGGCGUUAAAAUCAACACUGUCUUCGCCGGCCAAGGAAAAUAGUUUGCAGUUUAUGACGGAAGCGAAAACUGGAAAGGACAUGAAGGACACGAAGGAUUCGCAGAACGAACGCAAAAAUCAGCACUGCAGACAUGUAUACGAUUCGCGCGUUAACAAGUCUGGCAUCUUCGAAUCGAAUCAGCUGUUGAGCUCGUUUAUCGGUGCAUCGAUAAAUAAAAAUGUCGACUCGGCAGUUGUCGUGCAGUGCCGUUAUGAAUUUGAAGCGCAAAAGCCAGAACGAAUUCAAAUUCGCUUUCAUGACUUCAAUAUUCCAACGGAACGGGAGAAUUCCAGUCUGUGUGUGGAGCAGGAUGCGUUGCACGUGCUGGAAGAGGUCAGGGGUAAAUACGAUACUCAGGAACUGUUAUGCGGCGCCUUUUUGCCCAAACCUUUGAUGUCCAGCGACCAACGCCUGCAAUUGCAAUUUGUGGGCAGGUAUCCGCCCAAGAUGACCAACAAGGUGCAGUACUACGGAUUUCGUGCAGAGUACAAGUUUCUCACAAACUUUGGUAUCACGUCGGGAGUGCAACAGGGAGAAGAAUGUACAUUUAUUUACAACAGCAGCGAACGGAUUAGCGGCUUAUUUCAUUCUCCCAACUUUCCCGGAUAUUAUCUAGAGAAUGUUGUAUGCAAUUAUUACUUUUACGGUUACGAUGAGCGCAUAGUUCUGCGUUUUACAUACUUUGAUGUAGAAGGCAUUGGCACUUGUGACCACCAAACUGCCAGUGAUUAUGUGGAGUUCUCAAAUUUCAUGACCACCGAUCGCAAGUACAGUCGUCAUUGUGGAAAGUUGUCCGACUUCGAAGUGCGUUCCGACAGACAUUUCUUUCGUGUCACCUUUUAUUCCAAUGAUCGUUUUGUGGCCAAUGGAUUUCGAGCUUUAUAUACAUUUGAAUCGAUUAUUUCGGAAAGUUCUGGUGUCAAUUUGGACUUGGGGGAUAAUGUUUCCAUGCAGAGCUACGUGGGCAACGGAUCACCAGAUAUGCUUAUCCUUAAUAAUAUUAUUUUGAUUAUAAUAGCUGCAGUCCACGCAAUAUAAUAAUAAAA
Molecule: messenger RNA, 1784 nt
Organism: Drosophila innubila
Lineage: Eukaryota; Metazoa; Arthropoda; Insecta; Diptera; Drosophilidae
Gene: Sol1
Product: suppressor of lurcher protein 1
Exons: 5
Coding region: 1-1776 (591 amino acids)
Cellular component (GO): plasma membrane
Source: RefSeq, a predicted model, not a curated record